Molecule: messenger RNA, 1519 nt
Organism: Oryza sativa Japonica Group (Japanese rice)
Lineage: Eukaryota; Viridiplantae; Streptophyta; Magnoliopsida; Poales; Poaceae
Biological process (GO): transmembrane transport
Cellular component (GO): membrane
Molecular function (GO): transmembrane transporter activity
Source: RefSeq, a predicted model, not a curated record
CUACUCCCUCCCUAUCAUCCACGACUCCCUCACUCCUCAACGCCAUAUCCAAAUCUCCCGCGAAUCCCUCCAAAACCCAACCAUACAUUGCACGCGCUCGCGCCACGCGAGAGCCGAGAGGUUUGCGCCCUUGCAGUUGCGGGGUGGGAGGGGAGAAUGGCGCCGCCGCUGCUGCCGGCGGCUGAGGAAGACGGUGGUUGCGUGGCGAGGUGGAUGCGGAGGGAUGUGCUGCUGGGGCUGGCGCUGGGGCAGUUCGUGUCGCUGCUCAUCACCUCCACCGGCUUCUCCUCCUCCGAGCUCGCCCGCCGAGGUAUCAAUGCACCGACAUCUCAGUCUCUGUUGAACUACAUCCUUCUCUCCCUUAUCUAUGGAGGUAUACUCAUCUACCGGAGACAGCCCCUCACGAUAAAAUGGUACUACUAUUUGAUCCUUGGGAUUAUUGACGUGGAAGCGAAUUAUAUAGUUGUGAAGUCUUAUCAGUACACAUCUUUGACAAGCGUGAUGCUCUUGGAUUGCUGGUCAAUUCCUUGUGUGAUUAUUCUUACAUGGAUAUUUUUGAAGACCAAGUAUGGGCUCAGGAAGUUCAUCGGUGUUGGAGUUUGCGUGGCUGGACUUAUAUUAGUAGUAUUUUCAGAUGUCCAUGCCUCUGAUCGAGCUAAAGGACCCAACCCUUUGAAGGGAGAUUUGCUCGUAAUCUUUGGUUCCAUGCUUUAUGCUUGCAGCAAUGUUACAGAGGAGUACCUGGUCAAGAAAAGCAACAGAAUUGAGUUGAUGGCAAUGUUGGGACUUUUUGGAGCUAUUAUCAGUGGAAUACAAAUAAGUAUACUUGAGCGAAAAGAACUUCAUUCAAUCAAAUGGAAUGCUGGCGCAGUGCUUCCUUUUCUUGGAUUCGCAUUAGCGAUGUUCCUGUUCUACUCAACUGUACCUACAGUACUGAAGAUAUGUGGGGCAACGAUGCUGAACCUCUCACUGCUGACUUCAGAUAUGUGGGCUGUUCUGAUCCGCAUCUUUGCUUACCAUGAGAAGGUUGACUGGAUCUACUUCGUUGCCUUCGCCGGCACAGCGGCUGGCCUCCUCAUCUACUCAUACAAGAGCUCCAAGGAGGCAGAGGAGACGGCGCAGGUCGCCGGAGCUAGUGACAAGCAGGGCAAAGCGGGCGAUGAAGAGGCCGGAAUGCAGAACUCCUCGUGAAUUGAAGCUCCGGUGCCUGCAUCUGCAUCGGCAUCGGCACGAUCUCUCUCUAACAAGGGAUCAUCGUUAACUGCGUGCGAGUACACGUACUUACAGGGAAAUAUGUUAGUUGUUGAUGAAUUAACAUCAGGUUUAGUGCGGGUGGAGUGAGGGAGGACAGGCAGUAAUUGAUUGAGCAGAUGGGUAGAAGAGAUCAAACGAUGGACUGAAGGAGCCGAACUGAGGACCAGAAAAACUGGGCAGGAAGCUUUCCUCACCUUUUAUUAUUUUAUAAAAUAUAUACAUCAAUAAUUUUACAAUAAAUAGAUGUGCCAAUUUCUUUUGUUUU